AUGCCCAUUCCUUUUAAAGAAAGGUACCCAGCCACCAGGUGCAUUUUGGCCUGUACAGAAAUCAAGAUUUGCAAACCAUCAUCCUUGCUAACUCAAAGUCAGUGUUUUUCCUCUUAUAAAAACACUACAACUGCAAAGGGAUUGUUAGGAAUGGCACCAUCCAGUGCUUCUGUAUCUAUUUCUGAUCUUUACACUGAUAGUAUUUCAGAUAAAGACAUCAAAAAACAAAGUGGAAUUCUAGAGCUGUUAGGAAAGGGUGAUGACUGCAUGGCAGAUAAAGGAUUUAACAUUAACGAUCUACUGGAAGCAAUAGGAGUGACUUUGAAUAUACCUUCCUUUCUUUCAGAUAAAGCCCAGUUUAAUGAGGAAGAAGUUGAAAAUACACAGUCAGUAGCAAGUGUUUGCGUCCAUGUGGAGAGGGCUAUAAGUAGAAUUAAAAUGUACAAAAUCAUUACCAAUGUUGUGCCCUUGUCUCUAGCAGGGGUGUUAAAUCAGAUUUGGACAGUCUGUUGCAUGCUGUUAUUAUUUCAGUCCCCAAUUAUUGACCAGGAAAAGUAUGAAAGAGAC
Pocillopora meandrina is the source of this 567-nucleotide messenger RNA. Lineage: Eukaryota; Metazoa; Cnidaria; Anthozoa; Scleractinia; Pocilloporidae. The record is from the annotation of a GenBank genome assembly.